Messenger RNA from Nicrophorus vespilloides, 1125 nucleotides. RefSeq names its product neuralized-like protein 2. Lineage: Eukaryota; Metazoa; Arthropoda; Insecta; Coleoptera; Silphidae. Bases 242 to 997 code for a protein of 251 amino acids. The transcript has 2 exons. The record is from RefSeq and is a predicted model, not a curated record. Gene Ontology annotation, biological process: intracellular signal transduction. Gene Ontology annotation, molecular function: ubiquitin protein ligase activity.
AGUGGAGGAAUCAUGGCCAAUCAUGGCAAUUCAUGGUGAGAGGACGUCAAAAUUGAUUUGUUGUUGUAUUGAUGGUAUAGUUUAUGCUUAUGUUGUUUGUGGUGAUGUACGUACAUUGGGAAUGGAGUACAUCAUUUCAUGCGACAAUGUGAUUUAAGGAUGUAAGUAGUGAAGAUGUGAUCAAGAAAGUGCGUCGAAUAGAAAUAUAUCAUCGUCGAGCAGUAGCAGUACACAGAGAACGAUGGCGAGUAAAUUGCAGCUGACCAGAUUUCAUCCCUUUCACGGUGACAACAUAAUCCUCUCCGACGAUAACACCGUGGCUUACAGGAAGAAGAGCUUCGCGAACGCGUUAACUUUCAGCGAGAAGCCGCUCCUGCCCGGAGAGAUAUUCCUCAUCGAGAUUGAACAGAUCCAGAGCGGCUGGAGCGGACAUCUCAGAUUGGGGCUGACACAGCUGAAUCCGUACACCGUGUUCCACAAUGGUGACGAUAUACCUAGGUACGCGUUGCCCGAUCUAACGAAGAAGGGGACUUCCUGGAUUUACGGUAUAUCGAAGGCUUGGAAUCACUUUUUGAAUUACGACACUGGAUGGAAGGUGGUGCCAAGCGAAAACAGUAUUAAAACUUGUCGAGGCACUGUGCCCAUCAGUUUGCUGAAACCGACUAAGCAGACUCUGGGCACUCUCCCCACUGAUGCUUUCAGUCGUGUUGGUGUCAUGUACAUUCCGACUAGUGAUCAUGAAGCCAACAUGCAUUAUAUUAUCAAUGGGGAGGAUCAGGGUGCUUGUGUUAAGCACAUCCCGUACACAGAGAUGCCUCUGUACGUCGUUGUAGACGUUUAUGGGACAACCAAGAAAGUCAGGAUAAUACAACUUUAUGGAGUUUCAACAUUGCAAGCGGCAUGCCGUGACGCAAUUCUGCAGCACAUUACAAAGAAUGCAGUCUCUUCUCUACCUUUGCCCAAAGUCCUCAAGGAAUAUUUGCUAUAUCAAUCCUAAACAAGUAUUUCUUACAAUUUGAAGACUGUGACAUUCCUAUCUAUCUCUCUCUACAUAUAAUAAUAAUAAUAUAUACAUUCAUAAAUAAUGAGUUGUUUCCCAAAUUACAUUAUUGUCUUCAUGCCAAA